This is a messenger RNA of Paramecium octaurelia, 237 nucleotides long. Lineage: Eukaryota; Ciliophora; Oligohymenophorea; Peniculida; Parameciidae. The record is from the annotation of a GenBank genome assembly.
UAUGUUUCUAGAAAAUAGGUAGAUCUGCAGAAACAAUAAAAGCAGCUCAAGAAUCUUAUAAUUUGAGGAAACAAAUAUAUGGAUAAUAUGCGAAACAAACUGUGAAAAGCCAAGAAUUACUAUCUCAAAGCUUUCUAGAAGAAGGUAGGUAUGAAGAGGCACUGUAACACUACACUUAACUGAAAUAACUGUAUUUUGAGAAUUUAGUCAAAUGCACUGUCGAUGAGAGAUUCGAUA